Messenger RNA from Bactrocera dorsalis (oriental fruit fly), 1719 nucleotides. RefSeq lists its product as uncharacterized. The record is from RefSeq and is a predicted model, not a curated record. The transcript has a single exon. The coding region runs from base 734 to 1654 and encodes 306 amino acids. NCBI's taxonomy places the organism in Eukaryota, Metazoa, Arthropoda, Insecta, Diptera, Tephritidae.
AUGUUAAUAUUAUCAUUUUUUUUUUCAAAAUUAAAAUUCUUUAAACUUUCAAAAUUUUCAGCAAAGUGAUGGGAUGUUGCAUUGAUAAGGAUCAAGCAAGAGAUAGCGAGAGGCAUCGAGCUCAAGAAAAUGUGCCACAAACUCGAGACAACAUCAGGAAGACUUGUAUGUGUAAAAAUUCCGCCGGACCACAAGUAACGUGUGCUCGCUGUGGCAAAACGUUUCCAAAAAACGAAGAGUAUUGUUCGCACUGUGGCAAGCCAAACUCUUCUUACGGUCCACAAGCUGCUGGUACAAGUGUGGACAUACGAAAAUGUGGCGCAUGAAAACAUUGUUGAAACUGCGAGCCAACCAAAUCUCACAGAAUAAUACUUUGAAUAACAAUUGCGCCUGAGGGUAUGCUAAUGCAGCACACAUUCGGUUACUCACCGAUGAUUUGGGUAUAUAAAACUAACUUGAAUGCUUACAUGACUGCAAUUUUGAAUAAUCCGGUAAAAUUAUUGUAAACUGUUCGCCAUGCACUACAUUAAACUCAAACCCAAAAUUAUCAAUUCACUCGAAGAAGUGCUGUCAAAAUAUUUUACAUAUUUUUUGAAAGUAAUUAUUGAAAAUUUGAAACGUGUGUGUCUCGUCAAAAUUAAUGUUUUAAAUAAAAAAUACAAUUAUUUGUACUACACACCAUCCGCCACCGAUCGGCGCAGGUAGCCCACAAUUCGUGUCAUGAUCAACUCCGAUGGGCAGCGGAGAAAGUCGACCUCGCUGCAGAGCGGCCUGUGCCAAAACCAGCUGUUGCAACAGCAGAAGACGUCAUCAUAGCAGGCGAAGACAGAAAAAUAAUGAUCCUUGCUACUAUUGCUAUCCAGAGUGUUGUCCCACUUAUCCAGAAUUUACGCUCUCUACCAGCGGCAUUUGCUACGUACAGUGCGACUUUUGCUGCCAAAUCUAUCCCUGCUGCUGUGCGCAAUGCCCCAAUUGUGGUUGUGCGAGAGUUAAGUGCAAGUCCAAAGAGGUCGAAAUUCCGCCGAUAGCGUUUUGUCCCUGCUGUCGCCAGGAGGCGCCAAAGGCCAACGGACUACAACAUCUUUAUACACCCAAUCCCUGUUGCGCGUGUCAAUGCGCAAGCGGAGACCAGGAACAAAUCGCCAAAUGCUUAUUGCGCUCGUAUAAACUGCCGCGUGGCAGGGGCCGAAAAUGUUGUCAGUGCAAGCAACGAAAAAGGGAAAAAAGGGGCAAACAAAACAGAGAUCGAAGUAAGAGCGAGAGUAAGAGCUAUCAUUACCCGGCUGAACAAAAAGGCAGUCUCUCCGCUGGUAAACCCGGCACAAGUGCCGCCCGCGGCUCACCGCCACAGCGCGCAGAUAAUUGUUGUUGCGAGCGCAGUAAAGCAUCGGUGCCUCCAAGUGCAGCAACUCUGAAUGCUAAUGCUACACGAACGCAACAAAAACAAAGCGAAUGUGCUCCUGCGCCGUCUAGUAAAGUCGAAAGUCAACGAAGUGUUGAGACUGCUCCUCAUAGUGGUAAAGCACAAAAGAAACCUCGCACUGCAAAUAAUCCAUCUCUGUUGUGUUGCCCUUGUGGUCGUGAAGUCGAAAUCCGAAAUAUAACUUACGAACUGCCUGUUUGUCGGGCCGAUGAUGGGUGCGGCCAGCAGUAGGCGCACAAAACUUUCACAAAAUAUAUAUGUAUUUGGUGCUUUGAAGACACUCCUAAUAUGUAAAG